Molecule: messenger RNA, 1446 nt
Organism: Labeo rohita (rohu)
Lineage: Eukaryota; Metazoa; Chordata; Actinopteri; Cypriniformes; Cyprinidae
Gene: ass1
Product: argininosuccinate synthase 1
Exons: 15
Coding region: 99-1337 (412 amino acids)
Biological process (GO): L-arginine biosynthetic process; urea cycle
Cellular component (GO): cytoplasm
Molecular function (GO): argininosuccinate synthase activity; ATP binding
Source: RefSeq, a predicted model, not a curated record
GCCGCAAGAAGCGGCCAAACUGGAUUUGGGUUCGGGGUUGGACGCGUCUGAUCGUUCCUUCAUUUUUAUUUCCUGGUGUGAUUAGGAGCGGCUUAGAUAUGUCGAAGGGUUCGGUGGUUCUGGCGUACAGCGGUGGUCUGGACACCUCCUGUAUCCUGGUGUGGCUGAAGGAGCAGGGCUACGACGUCAUCGCCUACCUGGCCAAUAUUGGACAGGAUGAGGACUUCGAUGCUGCACGGAAGAAAGCUGAGAAACUUGGAGCCAAGAAGGUGUUCAUCGAGGACCUGCGCUCCGAGUUCGUGGAGGAGUUCAUCUGGCCGGCGGUGCAGGCGAACGCCGUCUACGAGGACCGGUACCUGCUGGGCACGUCUAUCGCCCGUCCGUGCAUCGCUCGCAAACAGGUCCAGAUCGCCCGGCAGGAAGGAGCGCAGUACGUUUCUCACGGAGCCACAGGAAAGGGAAAUGACCAGAUUCGUUUCGAGCUGACGUGUUACGCGCUCUAUCCUCAAGUGCAGAUCAUCGCUCCGUGGAGGAUCCCAGAGUUUUACAAGCGCUUCCAUGGCAGGAAGGACCUGAUGGAGUACGCAGAGAAACACGGCAUUCCUGUUCCCGUCACACCGAAGGCGCCGUGGAGCAUGGAUGCAAAUCUCAUGCACAUCAGCUAUGAAUCUGGAAUUCUGGAGAAUCCAAAGAAUCACGCGCCUUCAGAUCUCUACCAGAUGACCAAGAACCCAGAAGAUUCCCCUAAAGAACCAGACGUGCUGGAGAUUGAGUUUGCUAAAGGUGUUCCAGUCAAAGUCACGCAUGUUAAGGAAGGAAAGUCUAUAGACAAGCCGCUGGAGAUCUUCUGCUAUCUGAAUGAGAUCGGUGGAAAGCAUGGCGUGGGGAGAAUCGAUAUCGUGGAGAACCGCUUCAUUGGAAUGAAGUCAAGAGGUAUCUACGAAACCCCUGGAGGAACCAUCCUGCUUCAGGCUCAUCUGGACAUCGAGACCUUCACGAUGGACCGAGAGGUUCGGAAGAUCAAACAGAGUCUCGGGAUCAAGUUCUCCGAGCUCAUCUAUAACGGGUUCUGGUACAGUCCAGAGUGUGAGUUCGUCCGUCACUGCAUUGCUAAAUCUCAGGAGAACGUGGAAGGUCGGGUGCAGCUGUCUGUCUUUAAGGGCCAGGUGUACAUCCUCGGCCGUGAGUCGCCCAAAUCGCUGUACAACGAGGAGCUGGUCAGUAUGGAUGUGCAGGGCGACUACGACCCCUGCGACGCUUCUGGAUUCAUCAAGAUCAAUGCGGUCAGGCUGCGGGAACACAACCGUCUGCAGGGAGCCGCUCAGAAGAAACUCUGAUGAUUUCUACCAGUUCAUGUCUUUUAAUCAACUGUUACAUGUAACUGUGAUGUUACAGUCUGUUACUGAUGAAAUCUGAUUAAAAACAGCCUAAACACACCAAAUCAGU